CUCUCUCUCUCCCCUAGAGACUUCCGUUCCUCUCUAUCUUUUUUUGUCGUUCUGUCCGUCAGGAUGGCGGCGCUGGAAGACCUGGAGUUUGGGAAGUCUGAUUUUGUCCUUCUGGACGAGGUGAACAUAGAGCAGUUUAUGGAGAACCUGAAGCUGAGGUUUGAGAAAGCCCGUAUCUACACCUUCAUAGGAGAGGGGGUGGUGUCAGUCAACCCUUACAAACAGAUGGACAUCUACGGGAAGGAGGACAUCAACGCUUACCGCGGCCGGGAGCUGUACGAGAACCCUCCCCACCUGUACGCUGUGGCCGACGCUGCGUACAAGGCCAUGAAGAGACGAGCCAAAGACACCUGCAUCGUCGUUUCAGGUGAGAGUGGCGCAGGAAAGACAGAGGCUAGCAAGUACAUCAUGCAGUACAUCGCAGCCAUCACCAACCCCAGCCAGAGAGCAGAGGUCGAGAGUGUGAAGAACGUUCUUCUGAAGUCCAACUGUGUGCUGGAGGCCUUCGGUAACGCCAAGACCAACCGCAACGACAACUCAAGCCGCUUCGGGAAGUACAUGGACAUCAACUUCAACUUCAACGGCGACCCYACCGGCGGACAUAUUAACAACUACCUACUGGAGAAGUCAAGGGUGGUGCAGCAGAAUGGGGGUGAGAGGAACUUCCACUCCUUCUAUCAGUUACUACGGGGAGGCUCAGUAGAUAUGUUGAAGUCCCUUCACCUGCACAAUGACCCUGCCAACUAUGUGUACACCAGAGAAGGAGUUGUCGCCACUACGUGCAACAACGACCGGUACAGCCACAACGCAGUGCUGAGUGCCCUGAAUGUGAUUGGCUUCUCAGAGGAGGAGAUUCACUCGAUCUACAGAAUCCUGGGGACCAUCCUCAUCCUGGGUAACCUGCAGUUUGAGACAGACAGUGAGAGUGUCCUGGUGGUGGGGAUGGGGGACGUGAGUCACAUCGCUGAGCUGAYCAGCACAGAGCCAGACAACGUGACCAAGAGCCUGCUGUACCGGACUGUGGCCACCGGGGGCGGAGAAGUCAUAGAGAAGGGACAUUCUGAGAAGGAGGCCUGCUUCGGCCGGGAUGCUUUUACCAAGGCUCUCUAUGAGAGACUGUUUGGUUGGAUUGUAGGCCGUAUCAACGCUGUUAUUGAGGUGAAAGACUAUAACCCAGUGCUUCAUGGGAAAAACACAGUUAUUGGAGUGCUGGAUAUUUACGGCUUUGAGAUCUUCGACAACAACAGCUUUGAGCAGUUCUGCAUCAACUACUGUAACGAGAAGCUGCAGCAGCUCUUCAUCCAGCUGAUCCUUUGCCAGGAACAAGACGAGUACAAGAGAGAGGGUAUCAUCUGGCAGCAUAUUGACUAUUUUAACAACCAGAUCAUCGUGGACCUGGUGGAACAGCCCCACAAAAGGCAUCAUCUCUGGCUGGACGGCUGUCUCUCUGUGGGGAAGGUGACAGACAUCGUCUGCCUGGAGAGUAUGGAUGCUAAGCUGGGACAACACCCCCACUACACCUCUCGCAAGCUCACGCCCUCAGACAAGACCAUGGAGUUCCACAGAGAUUUCCGUAUCCGCCACUACGCUGGAGACGUCACGUGAGUCACGUGCUUUCUUACCUAUGCUUUUACCUCAUUAAUUUACUAUAAUUUCAUUUACUAUAAUC
Molecule: messenger RNA, 1669 nt
Organism: Salvelinus sp. IW2-2015
Lineage: Eukaryota; Metazoa; Chordata; Actinopteri; Salmoniformes; Salmonidae
Source: RefSeq, a predicted model, not a curated record